Messenger RNA from Eufriesea mexicana, 842 nucleotides. Its product is annotated as rhomboid-related protein 4. Gene Ontology annotation, cellular component: membrane. The record is from RefSeq and is a predicted model, not a curated record. The transcript has 2 exons. Lineage: Eukaryota; Metazoa; Arthropoda; Insecta; Hymenoptera; Apidae. The coding region runs from base 38 to 781 and encodes 247 amino acids. Gene Ontology annotation, molecular function: serine-type endopeptidase activity.
AAAAAUAUUUUUCCUUUUCUUAAAGUAGCUUAUAACUAUGAGACCUAUUCAAAGAAGACAACAGAAUUUGCAAUACGGCAUUUAUUUGCUAUGUAUGCAAGUUUUAAAUUUUGGUAUUGAUAAAAUCCCACCAGCUACUUUAAUUACGAUUAUUGCACAAGUUUUAUUAUAUAUUGGUUUCAUAAAAGUUCCUUGGAAUGCAGAAGAAGUAUGCAUAUCAGCAAUAAAAAUAUUUAAAUACCACGAUUGGAAGUCUUUCAUAAUGUCGAACUUUGAACAUGGUUCUGAUAUGCAUUUAUAUUAUAAUAUGAUAUCUUUGAUCUUGAAGGGCUCAUACUUAGAACCUAUGUAUGGUACAAUAAAUUUUAUUAUAUUACUAGCAAUACUUUCAUUUGGGUGUAGUGCUAUGUAUACAGUGUUAGGCUAUGCUCUAAUGCAGUUAACUAGCGAUUAUGGAUAUUAUACACAAUGUGCUAUUGGAUUUUCUGCUGUUUUGUUUGCAUUAAAAGUAAUUGUAGUUUGUGAAGAACAUGAUAAAAUCCGUGAUGUUGGAGGAUUUAGGGUUCCUAGUAAAAUUGCUGUUUGGGUUGAACUAAUUUUAAUUCAUCUUUUGGUUCCACAAUCUUCAUUUAUAGGACAUUUUGGGGGUAUCAUGAUUGGUUGUUUAUAUUGUUAUACUUCUAUUGGUGAAAUGAUUGAUAAUAUAAUAUAUAUUAUAACUGGUACUCCUAUUAUACACGAAGAACAAUUUUACAGAAGACGCAGUUCACUAUUUAGAUGAACUUUAUAUUGAAACUAUUAUAAACAACAAAUUUUACUAUUUAAUAAAUGUUAAUUUAUUA